GGCCAAAAUGAAGAACUAUGAGGCACAGAAUAAGGAUGAAAGUGGUAGUGCAAUAAUUGAUGGAUAUUCAUUUGUUAUGUCAAAAGAGGUUGAUGGUCGUCCGAUAAUGUGUGGCAGAGGUGUGACCAAGAAAGAUAUCUCCAAAGUGAAAGAUAAUCCACAAUCACAUGUUGCGACUCCAAAUGACAUGGACACCGUAAUAAGUGAUUUGAGAAAAGAGAUUGAAUUAGUAAAUGAGAAGAAGAAUGCUGAAAUGGAACAAAUGCGCAAGGAACGUGACGCUGAAAAACGAAAGAUGGAUUUAAUUUUGUCAAAACUUGCUACUUUGAUUCCAGAUCUCGAUUCUGCUUUACUUGAACUAUAGAUUGGUCUGAAAGACACGCCAGACAUAGGGAAGCACCAUAGACAUGGCCAGUGGUGAAGAUUGCAGUUUACUAGCGGCACUAGAAUUUUAUAGAUUAGUUGGAUAUUCUUUUUGUCUAUUUUUUGUUGAGCACGUUUGACAAUUUUUUUUGGGUACUUCGACAUUAUGAUGGAUUAUUUGAAGAUAUUAUUAAGUUUUAUUUGAAUAAAAUAUUCCUCCAAG
Molecule: messenger RNA, 586 nt
Organism: Cuscuta epithymum
Lineage: Eukaryota; Viridiplantae; Streptophyta; Magnoliopsida; Solanales; Convolvulaceae
Source: the annotation of a GenBank genome assembly